Molecule: messenger RNA, 2649 nt
Organism: Penicillium arizonense
Lineage: Eukaryota; Fungi; Ascomycota; Eurotiomycetes; Eurotiales; Aspergillaceae
Product: putative cell polarity protein
Exons: 3
Coding region: 1-2649 (882 amino acids)
Cellular component (GO): actomyosin contractile ring; cell cortex of growing cell tip
Molecular function (GO): MAP kinase scaffold activity
Source: RefSeq, a predicted model, not a curated record
AUGUCGCCAGUCUCCGUCGAUGGAAGCGACUGGUCUGGACUGAACCAGUAUGGAAAAUCGGAAUCCCCAUUCUCACCAACAUUCCCAUCAUCUCGCGCCAACCUAGCCACACCCCCGACCUCCGGCGUCCCCAGCGCACCCUUGAGCCCAAACGGCGGCGGCGGUCCUCCCUCACUAUCCCCAUCGAACCUAAGCAGCAACCCGUCCCCUCCCAGCUCCGUCGCCGCAAGAUCAAGCAUCGGCACAAUAGGAGGAGAUGCCGGCCCACGAGAUGGCAGACGAUACCGCCAGAUGGAAGAGAUCCUGGGCCAACACUAUGUAGUCCUCCGACGAUUUCUGAACGGCACAGCUCGCGAAGAAAACGGCAAGUCAAACAAAGCCCGCGACAAACUGCUACGCCUAUCCCCGACCCAGUUCCACGAACUGUCAACAGAUGUAUACGACGAAUUGAUUCGGCGGCAGCAGGCCAUGCCGCCUCCAGGCCGACCACCCCGUCCAGACGUACCCCCCUACCUCCCAUCCCGCGCCGACUUCCACGAAAAGCGCAACCACGCCCGCCAAAAGCUGGCUGCGCUGCACCACCAGCGCUUCCGGGACCUCGCGACCGAUGUCUUCUGUGAGCUAGAGCGCCGCUUCCCUCACUUUACCAGCCGGGAGUUUCGAGCACGCCCGCCCCCGAAUAUGCCCCCGGGCUCGAGGGGCUCGCAGCAGUCGAGGGGGCCUCCCUCGCGCAUGGGUCGGGGUUAUCCUUCUGGUGGGCCGCCGGGUAGUCCGUUCCCGCCGCGUGGUGGUUCUCUUGGGGGAUCACCGGCUGGAAUGAAUGGGGAUGGGCCGUUCCCUCGGGCUUUCCAGAGCAAUACGAUGGUUCCGAAUAAGAGCACGAUGGUUGAGGAUAGUGAUGAUAUGGGAGGCGAGGAUGAGGAUGAUGCUCGUAGUGAUGCUUUUGCGUUGGAUGCUGUGUUGAGUCGUCGGGGGACUACGACGACUUUGGGUGAUAGUGAGCGGAAGUUGUUGCUGGAGAGUCAGUCGCAGGUUUCGGCUUUGCAGGAUAAGAUUGAGAAGUUGGAAGAAUUGGUUCGCUCCAAGGACGAGGAGUUGGCUCAUUCGUCACAAGAUGCGGAUUCCUCUGGGAUCAGCCAUAAUGAGCGACAGGAGUGGGAUGACUUGCGACAGGAGCUUGAGAAUAAGGUAUCAAAAGCGGAGGACCUUAACAGCUCGCUCCAGCUUGAGCUUGAGAGAGUUCGGACAGAGCAUGACACGAUGGAACGUGACCUUCGCAGCCAGCUCGAAGAGUCUUCUCGGGGAGUCGAGGAUGCUGGUUUGCAGUCGCGGUACGCUGAUCUGGAAAACCAGCACCGGAGUCUGCAAGCAGCGCUGCAGCAGCAGCAGCAAGUAACCGACGAGGUCAAGCGGGAGGCGUCAGCUUUCCUCGUGGAAAUGAAGACCCUCACAGCCGAGAGCCACGCAAACUGGGAACGCGAAGAACACUUGUCCAACGAAGUCCACCGACUGGAGGCAGACGCCAACGAAUGGAAGCACCGCUACGCCAAGGUCAAGGCCCAGCUACGGCACCUCCGCACCUCAUCCGGUGGCUUCGCCGACUCUAGACCCGACGCAAGGGUUUUCACCAAAGAGCACGAACUCGUCCAAGUGGACGGUCUGGUCAAAGAUAUCCACGUCACCAAAUUCCAGAUGUCAAUCGACGAACUUCUCCGCGUUGCGCGAUUCGAGGACUCACGAGUGGUACUCCAACAAAUCAAGAUGGUGGUCGUGGCCGUCCGCCAUGUCCUCCAAGACGUGGACCACUCCCCAAUCCCGGUGGAUGGUACAGCUGCGCAGCGCACCAAGGCCAAGAGCCAGGUAUCAAACACGGCAAACAACAUGAUCAUCGCCACGCGCAACUUCGCCAGCUCUGGUGGUCUGUCUCCAGUGUCGCUCCUCGAUGCUGCAGCUUCGCAUCUUUGCACUGCUAUCAUCGAGUUGAUCCGCAUCGUGAAGAUUCAGGCUUCGCCUGCGGAUGAACUAGAGGAUGAGGAUGAUGAGGAGGCGGAUGUUUCUCAGACCCAAUUCCCUGAUUACUUUGAUACCUCUGCUAGCCAGAAGCGGUUGAGCAAUGACUCUGUCUACAGCGCUAUGAGCCGUCCUGACGAUUCUCAAUUCCCUGCUAUGCAGAAUGGUUACACUAACGGUGUCAACCAUGACGGUUGGGGUGUGCCGCAGGGUGACCACGAAGUGUUGGAACUGAAGCUUCACGUCGAGAACCAAACCGACGGCAUGGUCCAAUCCAUCCAGGCACUGGUAGCCAGCAUCCGCGCCGGAGAACAACUACACACAGUCCAGACGCACGUCAACGACAUCUCAGGCGUCGUCGCAAACGUCGUCAACUACACAGAGCGUCUGAUGCAUGAACGAAGUGGCGACGUUGCUCUACGGCAGACCUCUGAACCGGUUAUCCACGCUUUGGAACAAUGCCGCAACAGACUGGUAGCCACUGCAGAAGAGGGCCAAGACGCUACAACACCUGAGGAACUGCGCGAAGUCACGAAUAAGCUGCCGCCCAUUGCAUUCGAGAUCGCUCGUGAGACGAAAGAUCUCGUUCAGCGUCUCGAGUCCAUGGCGUCUGCCGAUGAUGAGGAUGAUUUCCGGUGA